UACCAUCAAUUGAACCAUUAUACACCAGUAGCAUUUUCAAUAAAGCAAAGUGGACCCCUUUAAUGUCUUCCUUUUUUGGAUAUAAUAUACUAAUAUUCAUAUGUUCCUAUCAUUUGGACCUUUUCUUCACUAUUCUACUGUCCACAGUUACAAAAUAUGACCUGCUUAGACUCACAGUCAAGACCCCCAUCUUGUUUUCUUGCCUGAAAAAGAAUUUGUGUAAUAUAUUUGCAGAGCACUGUUGGUCCUAUGCGGUGUCUGAUAACUUUCCAAGCCCAAGCCCUUUUCAAACAGUCUAAAGAAGAAUAGCGUGAAGUUAUACCUGAAACAUUUACAAUGAGUAACAGCUUGUUGCAUACCCAUUAUGCAAGUGGCGGAAUCCCAUCCGAGAUUGCUGAGAAUUUAAAAGAUUUUUUCCCGGAGGAUGGCGAUUUGAGUUAUGAAGAAGUUCUUUUGCAACAGGAAACUGUUUACUUGUCAUUUCAAGCAAAUGGGAAAAACAAGAAUAUGAGCUCUGAAUAUGGCCAAACCAGUAGUGGGCAUCAGUUAUCAGCACAAAAGGGUGAUUCUUCUCAAAGCCGUGAAUCACAAUUGGCUCUGGACGAAGCUUUAGCUAGAUCAUUGCAGUUAGGGGAUGACUUUGAGGAUUUCUGUAGAGAUGAGCUUAGCUCUACUGUGGCUGGCAUCAGGGAAUCCCCUCCUAGAGAAUCAUCUCCAGUUAGGGCUGAGAAUCCAAACACGAGGAGACAAGAUGAUAUUGAUCCAGAUAGUAUGACCUAUGAGGAAUUGCAAUCUUUAGGAGAAGCUGUUGGCCAGCAGAGCAGAGGGCUUUCACAAGACCUCAUGCGCCGUUUACCAACUUUCAAAUACAAGACUGGAUUCUUCUCAAAGAAAAAGAAAAUGGGAGAGUGUGUUAUAUGUUAUGCUGCAUACAGAAGUGGAGAUAUGUUGACCACUUUACCUUGUGCACACAUGUUUCAUUCAGAAUGUAUUAACCGCUGGCUAAAAGAAAGAAAGUGUAUGUGUCACAGAACUGCCCACUCUGUUAUGAAGAGGUGAAAGAUGAAUGACUUUGCAAAUGCAACAUCCCAUGGAAAGGAUGAAGCCUUGGACCUGCCUUCAAAUUCGCUAUAUUUUUAAACAUGUAGAGAGAAGUAGCCCCGUUAAAAGACAUAUUUGGUUUGUAGAUAGCGUCUCCCAAUAUUUGACAUUCUGAACGUAUCCUGCGUUCAUAUGCAUUAUGGCUUUUCUUCUUCUUCUUAAUGAAAUGUGAUUUGGAAAUUUAUGGA
Lycium barbarum (goji berry) is the source of this 1289-nucleotide messenger RNA. Its product is annotated as E3 ubiquitin-protein ligase BIG BROTHER-like. Gene Ontology annotation, biological process: negative regulation of organ growth; protein ubiquitination. The record is from RefSeq and is a predicted model, not a curated record. NCBI's taxonomy places the organism in Eukaryota, Viridiplantae, Streptophyta, Magnoliopsida, Solanales, Solanaceae. Bases 337 to 1059 code for a protein of 240 amino acids. The transcript is spliced from 9 exons. Gene Ontology annotation, molecular function: ubiquitin-protein transferase activity; ubiquitin conjugating enzyme binding.